Messenger RNA from Castor canadensis (American beaver), 1482 nucleotides. It is a transcript of the gene Kin, whose product is annotated as Kin17 DNA and RNA binding protein. Gene Ontology annotation, molecular function: double-stranded DNA binding. Gene Ontology annotation, biological process: DNA damage response; DNA replication. Gene Ontology annotation, cellular component: nucleus. Lineage: Eukaryota; Metazoa; Chordata; Mammalia; Rodentia; Castoridae. The record is from RefSeq and is a predicted model, not a curated record.
GGCGGAACUCUGUGCUUCAGAAAGUGGUCGCUGUUGUGGUCGCGAUGGGGAAGUCAGAUUUUCUUACUCCCAAGGCCAUCGCCAACAGGAUCAAAUCCAAAGGACUUCAGAAGCUGCGCUGGUAUUGUCAGAUGUGCCAGAAGCAGUGCCGGGAUGAGAAUGGAUUUAAGUGUCAUUGUAUGUCUGAAUCUCAUCAGAGACAACUAUUGCUGGCUUCAGAAAAUCCUCAACAGUUUAUGGAUUAUUUUUCAGAGGAAUUCCGAAAUGACUUUCUAGAACUUCUCAGGAGACGCUUUGGCACUAAAAGAGUCCACAACAACAUUGUCUACAAUGAGUAUAUCAGCCACCGAGAGCACAUCCAUAUGAAUGCCACUCAGUGGGAGACUCUGACUGAUUUUACUAAGUGGCUGGGCAGAGAAGGCUUGUGCAAAGUGGAUGAGACACCAAAAGGCUGGUAUAUUCAGUACAUAGAUCGGGACCCAGAGACUAUUCGUCGGCAACUAGAAUUAGAGAAAAAGAAGAAGCAAGACCUUGAUGAUGAAGAAAAAACUGCCAAAUUUAUUGAAGAACAAGUGAAAAGAGGUCUGGAAGGGAAGGAGCAGGAUGCCCCUGUGUUCACGGAACUAAGCAGAGAAAAUGAUGAAGAGAAAGUUACAUUUAAUCUGAAUAAAGGAGCAUGUAGCUCAGCAGGAGCAGUGUCUUCCAAGUCAAGUUCUUUAGGACCAAGUGCACUGAAGACGCUGGGCAGUGUAGCAUCAGUGAAGCGAAAAGAGUCUUCCCAGAGCUCAUCUCAGUCUAAAGAAAAGAAGAAGAAGUCUGCACUGGAUGAAAUCAUGGAGAUUGAAGAGGAAAAGAAAAGAACUGCCCGAACAGACUACUGGCUACAGCCUGAAAUCAUUGUGAAAAUUAUAACCAAAAAACUUGGAGAGAAAUAUUAUAAGAAAAAGGGUAUCGUUAAGGAAGUGAUCGACAAAUACACAGCUGUUGUAAAGAUGAUUGAUUCUGGAGACAAGUUGAAACUGGACCAAACUCACUUAGAGACAGUAAUUCCAGCACCAGGAAAAAGAAUUCUAGUUUUAAAUGGAGGCUACAGAGGAAAUGAAGGUACCCUGGAGUCUAUCAAUGAGAAGACUUUUUCAGCUACUAUAGUCAUUGAAACUGGGCCUUUAAAAGGACGCAGAGUUGAAGGAAUUCAGUAUGAAGACAUAUCUAAACUUGCCUGACUUUGAAAAUUUGUUAACACAUUAAAAUCCUAAAGCAUCAAAUUGAUGUUUGCCAAGGCAUUAUGAGACUCUACUGUGUUAGGGUAUUUCUUUUGUAUAAAACAAAUGGAUUAAUUUAAAUAUUACUGUAUAUUUGUUUAAACUUAUAGAAAAUCUAAUUAUGUCUCCUGAAGUAUCAAAACUGUAAUUUUGUCCUUCUGUUUUCUUUUCUUUUGUAAUAUUUCCUUGAUUUUUUUAACCUUCAUUAAAGAACAUUGUU